This is a messenger RNA of Prinia subflava (tawny-flanked prinia), 5481 nucleotides long. RefSeq names its product protein prenyltransferase alpha subunit repeat containing 1 (gene PTAR1). The transcript is spliced from 7 exons. The record is from RefSeq and is a predicted model, not a curated record. Gene Ontology annotation, molecular function: protein prenyltransferase activity. Gene Ontology annotation, cellular component: cytoplasm. Bases 34 to 1341 code for a protein of 435 amino acids. Lineage: Eukaryota; Metazoa; Chordata; Aves; Passeriformes; Cisticolidae. Gene Ontology annotation, biological process: protein prenylation.
CCCGGAAGCGCUCCCGCCGCCGCCUGCGGGAACAUGGCCGAGUCGCCGGAGGAGGUGGCGGUGCUCGUGCAGCGGGUCGUGAAGGACAUCCGCAACGCCUUCCAGCGGAACCCACACAUAGAUGAAAUUGGAUUAAUACCCUGCCCUGAAGCCAGAUAUAACCGGAGCCCUAUUGUCUUGGUAGAAAACAAGCUUGGUGUGGAGAGCUGGUGUGUGAAGUUUCUUUUGCCAUAUGUCCACAAUAAACUUCUCCUCUACAGACAAAGAAAACAGUGGCUGAACAAGGAUGAGCUGAUAGAUAUCACUUGUACCCUGCUACUGCUCAACCCUGACUUCACCACUGCUUGGAAUGUGAGGAAAGAAUUAAUACUGUCUGGCACUUUAAAUCCACUUAAAGAUUUGCAUCUUGGAAAACUGGCAUUAACCAAGUUCCCAAAGAGUCCAGAAACAUGGAUCCAUAGACGAUGGGUACUGCAGCAACUAAUUCAGGAAAACUCCUUGCCCAGUCUUGCAACUAAAGGAAACUUGGGAGCAGCACCUGUGGAGAGAAUUCACCGACUAGUGCAGGAGGAAAUGAAAGUCUGCGCUGAAGCUGCUGGGAGAUAUCCAAGCAACUACAAUGCCUGGUCCCAUCGCAUCUGGGUUUUACAGCAUUUGGCAAAGCUCACUGUCAAGGUUCUCCUCGAUGAACUUUCAUCCACUAAAUAUUGGGUAUCCAUGCAUGUCUCGGACCAUAGCGGAUUUCAUUACCGCCAGUUCUUACUCAAUUCCUUGAUACGCAGAACAGUGACUGACAAUAGCAUACUGGUACAAAAUCAAAUGGUAAAUGAACAAAACCCUAGCCCUCAGAAGGAGGAAGAGAUUGCAAGGACAGAAGCUGCCUGUGCAGAAGAGCAAAGCGUGGAUCUCCCCCAUUGUUUAGAUGAAGAAAUGGAACUCUGCAGUGAACUGAUUGAUAAUUACCCAGGGCAUGAAACCUUGUGGUGUCAUAGAAGGUGUAUAUUCUACCUUCAACAGCACUUAAGCAGCAAAUUUCCUCUUGUGAGUGCAAUGGCAUCAUCUGUGGACAGCAGUGAUGAAAGUCUGAGUAAUUCCCACCACAGUCCUGCAACAAGUCACAUGGGACAAGCUAUGGAUGUUGAUGGUUUGAAUGAAUCCAGCAGCAAACAAGGUUAUACCCAAGAAACAAAACGCCUGAAGCGUGCUCCUGUGCAGGACUCUCUUGUUCCAGAAAUGGAAUACCGGUUUGUUGAUAAAGUAUUAUCAACUUGUAGGGAUGUGGACCAAGCCAGGUUUGCUACUGCUUAUAGAAAAUGGUUAGUUACUUUUUUAGGUCAGUAAAGGAAGCGUUUAAAGCUUUCAGGGUUCUUCUCUUAGUGCAAUAUUCUCUUUUCAGACACAAAUGCAUGUCUUGAUUGCAAAUGUUAGCUAACUCCGUGUUUCUCUCUCUUUUGAUGGUCAGUCAUAAAGCUAAAUUUCAGAGUAGAAGUCUGUCACUUUAUUGAAGAACUGGCAUGUGUUUUUAUUAAGCAAGUGCAAUUUGUAACUUCAUCUCUCUAAGAAAUCAGCUUCCUACCAUGACAUUUUCUUUUUUUCUUAACUUCCACUGUUUUAAGGUGGAUGCUGAAUCAUUUGACUUAAAAAAAAAAAGAGGUAAAAGUAAAAAGUUUGAAAGGCUUGUGAAACAGUGUCUGAAAAAAGAAUGGGAGAAUCUCUCAGUAUUAGCUAAAGCUGUUCCCAGUUUGUUCCUGUGUAGCAUCAUGCUAAUACCUUAUUAAAUUGAGACUACAUCUUGGUGAGUCUUAUUUUUUUUGUAUAUGUAUAUGUAUAUGUAUAUGAGCUAUUAUUUUUGUAUAGCAGUCUUUAGUAGAACACCAGAAUACAGUAUUUCUUUCUGAAGGUGUCAGUAACAAUUUUGGAGCUGUCAUGCCAUUUACUGUUUUAACUGGGUUUCUGUUUGCUUAUUAAUUGUCAUGUUAGCUGGAUAGGAAGGUCUAUAAGAUUGAACUCUUGAUAAGCAGAUACAGGAAGAUGUGGCAGAAAAUAGUUCAAACACAUGUUCACCCUCAGUCAGAGCUGUAUUUGGCUGUAUUUGGAAAUUGUUUUCUUAAAACAGACUACCUUAAUUUCUUACUUAGUCUUUAUUUAUUUAUUUUAUCUCAACAAUCCAGAAUUAAUCACACUUGAUACACAUUUCUGAAUGUCUUAUUUACACUACAGAUUCUCAUCCUGCUAGAUCACACGUUGGUAACUUGUACUUAACCAAGACCCUACAAGCCCAGUGUUGGAUGGAGUAAAAGGUAGCUCUUCCAACUGAUCAUUGAGACUGUACAGUUAAAAAGAAAAAGUGACAGCAAGGAGGGAGCCGACUCUUCCAUUUUGUUCUUUUGAAGAGCUUCAGGUUUCAGUAUUUUGGGGUUUUUUUCCUUUUUUACUCUUAAGGAAGAGCUCUACUCCAACCAUACAUCUCCGUUUACAUAACUGUAAUUUUUAAGGGAAUUUGAAAUCAAAUAUGAAUAGUGUAUUUUGUCAUUUCCUUAAAACUUGUCUGUAAAAGGGACUUUUUACACUAGGAGAAUUGUGCUGGUCCACAGACCCAGGGGAAACAUUCUACUACUGUAGAAGUCUAUACCAGUGGCACCAUUGCCUCUUUUAAAAGCAGACUUCUGUGGGCGUGGAUUAGAUUUUCAAGUUAGUGUCCUUGCCAUAAUUUCUUUAUUUAUCUCCUGCCCCAAAUGCCUCUUGACUGUAAGUUUGAAGAUGCUGUUUCUGUUGGGCAGAGAGAGAAACAAUGAGGGAAGAAAAAACACAGGUAGCCUGCUCAAAAGGUGUCACUUUGAAUCAAAAAAGCACUCGAAAUGUGAAGUUCCUGCAAUUUGAAGUAGUUUGAUGAAUGAAGUUUACUCUUGCAUUUCAAAAUGAAAACAGAUGACCUCCAGUCUUUGAGAGUAUGUUCAUGAUUUAUUUCAGGCUCAAAGUUGCUAACAAUGACAUUUCUAAAUGUACACUAUUCUGUUUACCGUACAUAGAUAAGACUGAUCUAGGCUUGAGCAUCUUGAUGUCAAAGCCUUGUCUCAGAGAGCAUCCACACUUGCCUCUCUAUAGGUGUGGAUGUAUUACAUUGUUGUUAGCUUUGAGGUACUAUGGGAUGCUGUGGUGGUUUGGUUGAUGGUUUUAGUUGCAGAAGAACAGUUUUUGUCUGAAGGAGGUGUGAGAUUGGCUUGAGAGGAUAGUUUUGUCAUAAGAUGUUGCCUCAGUGAUCACUGACAAAUGGGUAUAUUCAAGCAGGAGUCUGAACUUAAGAACUUAACUUGAGCAAGAACUUUUACACAUCCCAGGGGACCUGAUGUUUGUUGAAUGUGGAUGAUACAGUAAAGUAUGUGUGGUAGGCUGGGUCAGCAUGAUUAACAGUAUCCCAUUAAUGACUCCUAUGAACCUGGCAAGCAUGAAGUCAAGGGGACAAUGUAUUAAAGAUCAGGUUCUUGGUCCUAGAUUAAUUAUUAAUGUAUUUGUGUGUUCUGUUUACCUUGGCAAAAAUUCCAUGUUUAUGAGAAAAAUAUUAGUGAUAGGAGCAAUCUCGAGAGUGGGAGCAUGAUAAGAAACUGUUCUGGAACUGUGGAAGAGAAGAGGUUCUCUCUUCUUGCACUGGAAUGACAGAGGCUUUCAGAAAAAAAUAUUAAUACUAGAAUCUGACUUGAAACUCAUUAUAUGGUUCUUCCAGACUAUAAUCUGGAAGAUUUGCUAGCAUUCUUAGAGCUGCACUGUGGAAGUUGUGUGCUUUUGAACCUGACAUCAUAAACAUUUAAGCAGGUGCCCUCAUAUACAUGUGCAGAGUUCCUACUCAUGUCAGCACAAGUAAUACACUCUUAUAGAAUGACAAGAUUUGGUCCAUGUAACUGAAUGGAGUUGCUGAAUAGAGUUUAAUACUUGGAAAAUGUUUUGAGAACUCUGGCUAGAGAUGGUGCUGAUAGUCUUACUACUUUUGCAAAACACCAAUGGCUAUAGUAUGGGUUUUUAAAGUAUGGAGUGUGGGUUUUUAAAGUCUGCACCUGAUAGAAAUAUUCCCCUGCACUUCAUUUUUUUAAAUCCAGUUAAGACUAGUUACAUUUAGAAAUGUUUGCAGACCUGAAAACUAAACAGGGAAAUUGAAACAAGUCAUAUCUUUCUCUUUGAAGGAAAUGCAAACAGUAAAUUGUUAAAUUCAGGCUUUAUUUUUUAACGGUAACAGUAUCAGUUAUAUGAAAAAGGAAAAUAAUAUCUAAAUUGCUUCAAACUGUCAAUGCCCUGAAGCCUUAUGCAUGAAAUGGUUGAAUAGAUACUUCUAACAUACUGCAUUAGGCUCAGAACUGAUGUGAAGUUCUGGAACUAUGAACUUUGCAGCAUACCUGUCUAACCACUUGGUGUUACUGCAGAGUACCAUUUGGGCACAGUGGCUUUAGACCAUUGGUAGUUAACAUAAUUAGUAUGGCUACUUUACAGAAGCCAUUUCAUCUCAUUUGUGUUUCAGAGAUCAGAGGCUAAAAGUUUAGUCAGUGAACAUUCUUGCAGAGAAAAUGUCCAGCAGAAGCUGCAGAAUACAAGUCUCUCACUCUCUGAAGUUUGUUCAAAUAUAGAAAUCAAACUUUGUAUACAAUCUGUAAACAUCUUCAUGUAAAGUUCAGCAUCUUUCCUAAUUUUGUCUUCUGCUGUAACGUGUGUCAUUUGAAUUGAUUCUUUUUGUUUACUAGAUUAGUCUUCGUAGAAACUUUUUUGUACUAGAAACAAAGGGUUUUGAGGAACAAAUGCUACAGAAUUUGGAAUAGAAGGAAUCAUGUUUAUACGUGGUAAAUUCUCAGCUGCUAAAUACAGUAACUGUUUUUUCACUAGCAUUUUGUUUGUCUUAUGUGUUACAGUCACUGGAGAAACAUGCAGCAUUAAAGAUAACUACAGUAACAAACUUGUAUGAAGUCAUUGGAACACAUUGUUGUAGCUGCUCUGAUUAAUAUUCUUAAUGUACUCAUGUCUGCAUAUUUGUGUUUUAUUGACUUACAUAUUCUGUAUACAACAAAAUUCAUGUGUCAUUUAAAUAGGGGAUAAAGGAACCUGUCAGUUUAUACUAUUUGAUUAAUUACCUUGUAUGUAAUUUGCUUUAAGACAAGUAAGCGAAGUGAUAAUGUAGUGAGAAAGCUUAGAUCUUUUUCCUAUAAUCAAAGUUUCUGGCUUUUCCAGUUUUGUUCUAGUGCUGCUUAAUUAGAAUUUGUAGCUAGACCUUAUGGAUGGGAGUGAUUUUUUUCCUAACUAAAUAAUAAAUUAAUUUUUAAAACAGUACUGUAUAAUAUUGGUGAACAGAAACCAAGGGGUUUGUGAAGGUUUGUCUGCAUAACCAGACUCAAAAAGCAUACUUUUUCAAAAACAUGUAAUACAUUGAGCAAAAUGUGAGUACCAGAGAAUAAUUUAAAUUGUGAGUUUUAGAGAUUUGAUAAUUAAAUUUUUGGACAAGUU